Molecule: messenger RNA, 450 nt
Organism: Aureobasidium melanogenum CBS 110374
Lineage: Eukaryota; Fungi; Ascomycota; Dothideomycetes; Dothideales; Saccotheciaceae
Product: WSC-domain-containing protein
Exons: 2
Cellular component (GO): plasma membrane
Source: RefSeq, a predicted model, not a curated record
CUCGUCUCGACCAUCGUCUCCGCUCUCUCGCUGUUUGCCGUCGCAUCAGCUCAAUCCUCUGCCACCAGUACCUCGGCUUCUACUACUGCCACCCACUCUGUCGUCGCAAGUGCUGCUCCUGGCACAAACGGAUACGACUAUCUCGGAUGCUACAAUGAGACAACCGGCAUAGCAGGCACUUCAGGUGCCCGCGCUAUCACUGGCGGCAAGAUGGAGACUGGCGACAACACGACUGUCGCCGAUUGUCUGCAAUACUGCGGCCAAAAUAGCUACCAGUACGCUGGUCUGGAAUAUUCGAAGGAGUGCUGGUGUGGCAGCUAUCUCUCUGCUUUGUCGAACAAACUGUCCGAGUCGAAUUGCUCGCUCCCCUGUGUGGGCGACGACAGUGAGCUUUGUGGUGGUUACCUUACCCUCUCCCUCUACAACCUUACGAGCAAGAAGGCUGGUUCC